GUUUUCCGUCCCAUUCAUCACACUCCAUAUACCUGGCUUCAUACCAACAAACUCUUCCCUUCUCUCAAGUUUCUCAUUCUGAAGGCUCAACUGACUCGACAAUUACGGACACCAGCCUUAUCUUCCCAUUAGACCAGCUUCGGUAUCCUACUCAUGUCCAACAUCCAUUUGUUGGUCCUUGUCCACGGCAUGUGGGGGAACCCAAGGCAUCUCGCAGAACUCGACCGUAUCAUCCGCGAAGUCAAGGGUGACGUCGAGACCGAGGACACCAAGCUCGCAGUCCUCGUUGCUGAGACCAACAAGGAGGAUAGCACCUAUGAUGGCAUUGACUGGGGAGGAGAGCGUGUUGCUCAAGAAGUCUUCGAUGAGAUCAAAAAACACGAAGACGCCGGGAAGAAGGUCACUAAAUUCUCCAUUACCGGUUACAGUCUUGGUGGGCUCAUCGCCCGCUAUCUCAUAGGUAUACUGCACCAAAAGCAGUUCUUUGAGAAAAUAACUCCCGUUAACUUCAACACAAUCGCAACACCACAUAUUGGUAUCCCAAGAUUCCAAUCCACUUUCUCUUCCAUAGCGUCGUUCCUCGGCCCAAGACUCCUGUCAAGAACUGGCGAGCAGUUCUUUGGGGUCGAUAAGUGGUCUCCCAGCGGCCGCUCCCUCUUGGAAGUCCUCGCUGACCCUGACCACAUAUUCCACCAAGCACUUGUCUUAUUUCCCAACCUCCGCAUUUACGCUAAUGCACUUAACGACCUCACUGUACCAUAUGUCACUGCUGCAAUAGACGAUAAAGAUCCGUUUGGCGACUACGAGAACAACGGACUAGAGGUAGAGAUAGAUGAGAAAUACAAGCAUAUCAUAAUAUCGUAUAAUUUGCCCGCCACACCCCCGCCUCCCAAGGAAGAGAAGAAGGACACUCGGAGCUGGUGGGAAAGAGUGCGGACCUCUGAACCUCCCCUGCCUCCCAUCUUCCCUCGCGUCUUCCCUCUGAAUCUCGUUCUUUACGGCCUCAUACCCAUUCUCCUUCCUACCUUCAUCUCUCUCGCCCUCCUCCGCCUCUCCAUCUCCUCGCGCAAGUCCCGCUCGCGCAUAAAGAUGCUCGAGUCCGACAAGUCUGACAAGAACCCGCUCAUGCACAUCGUCGCCAAGCUCGAGGCCGACCUCGAGACCGGCAUCAUGGACAUGUACGACGAGGCGGACGCGAGUCGGACGCCGCAGGGCACACCCGAGUCCAGCGACGACAUAACGAAGGAGCUGCAGGUGCAGCCGCCUCUGCUGACGCCCAUGCAGCGGCGGUGCAUUGAUAACUUGAACAAGAUCCCGCAGCUCAAGAAAGAGCGUGCGUUCUUCAAGGACGUGCGCAAUGCGCAUGCGAUGAUUGUGUGCCGGGAUGUCAAAAGGUUCCAGUUCCACGAGGAGGGCGAAGGUGUGCUGAGACAUUGGGCGGACCAUUUCGUGCUUGUGUAGAUUGUUCCAUGGACCACUUUAUUUAUUCUUGGCGAUCGGUUGCUGCUGUUCAUUUUCUUUGGGGGAAGACCACUCAUGAUGUAUCUAUAUUUUCUGCUAAUCCGUUUUGAUGGUCUGCAUAUAUCAAUCUCGAAGCUCGAGCUCGUUUG
Messenger RNA from Coniophora puteana RWD-64-598 SS2, 1610 nucleotides. RefSeq names its product DUF676-domain-containing protein. Lineage: Eukaryota; Fungi; Basidiomycota; Agaricomycetes; Boletales; Coniophoraceae. The transcript is spliced from 8 exons. The record is from RefSeq and is a predicted model, not a curated record. The coding region runs from base 154 to 1461 and encodes 435 amino acids.